GUUUCCGGCCAGUUCCGAAUGGCGGCAGUAGUACUUCCGGGUCGUCGCGUCCGUGGCUGAACCCGGCGGCGUUGCCCGGGACUCCGUGAAGCGAUACCCCCCCCCCCACGCCGGCACACACGCCCCACGCCUGAGGGGGGGGACACGGGGACGGUAACGACGGCGGCGCCCGCUCGGCCCGUAAGUCCAGAUCGGGCCUCGCCUCCUCCUCCUGGACUCCAGGUCCCAUGGUAAAGAAGACGCUGGUCCAGCAUGGCUCGGAGGAGAUAGUAGGGGAAGGCAGCGGAACCUGGGUUAGGAGGAUGGCUUUCUUGGAUAACCCGGCUAUUAUCCUGGCUCACAUCCGGCAGUCGCAUGUGACCAGCGAUGACACGGGGAUGUGUGAAAUGGUCCUCAUUGACCACGAUGUCGACCUGGAAAGAUUCCAUCCGGCUUCGGCCAACGGGGACGACAGCUCGGAAGUACCAAGCAGCAACGGCGAACCUCAGGGUUACGUGUACUCUCAGUCCGUGGACAUUACUUCGAGCUGGGACUUCGGCAUUCGAAGGCGUUCAAAUACAGCUCAGAGACUGGAGCGGCUCAGAAAAGAGAGGCAGAAUCAGAUCAAGUGCAAAAACGUGCAGUGGAAAGAGAGAAAUGCCACCUGUUCUGCCGAGGAGCUAAGCCGCCUUUUUGAGAAGAAGAACUUCAGGGUGAAGCCUGCCCACGCGCCUCCGGAGAAGCCCUCCACCCUCUCGGUCCGGCUGGAGCAGUGUCCUUUGCAGUUGAAUAAUCCCUUCAACGAAUACUCCAAAUUCGAUGGCAAGGGCCACAUUGGCACAACCCCAACGAAAAUAAUUGACGUCUACCUCCCUCUCCACACCAACCAGGAGAAGUUGCAGCCCAUGACUGUGGUGACGAUUGCCAACGCCAAGGUGCAGGAUUUGAUCGGGCUCAUCUGCUGGCAAUACACCAGCGAAGGACGGGAACCCAAGUUGAACGACAACGUCUGUGCUUACUGCCUUCAUAUUGCCGAAGACGAUGGGGAAGUUGACACGGAUUUCCCACCCUUGGAUUGCAAUGAACCCAUUCACAAGUUCGGCUUCAGUACUCUGGCCUUGGUCGAGAAGUAUUCAUCUCCAGGCUUGGUGGCCAAGCAGUCCCUUUUUGUCCGAAUAAAUGCUGCACAUGGAUUCUCCCUGAUCCAGGUGGAGAGCCUGAAGGUGACCAUGAAGGACAUUUUGCAGAAGGCUCUGAAGCGAAGGAAGAGUUCGCAGCGCGGCUCAGGGCCUCAAUACCGCCUGGAGAAGCAGAGUGAGCCCAACAUUCCCAUCGACUUAAAUUGUACCUUGGAGAGCCAAAACACUCUGGAAUUUUGCCUCGUCCGGGAGAAUAGCGGAGGCUCGAGAGGGGAGGAGAUCUCGGAAGAAGACCCCCAGAUCGACAUCGCCACCGUCCAAGACAUGCUGAGCAGCCAUCACUACAAGUCUUUCAAAGUCAGCAUGAUCCACCGACUCCGCUUCACCACGGACGUUCAGUUAGGUAUUUCCGGUGACAAGGUGGAGAUAGAUCCGGUGACCAAUCAGAAAGCCAGCACCAAGUUCUGGAUUAAGCAGAAGCCGAUCUCCAUCGAUUCGGAGCUCCUGUGCACCUGCGACCUUGCCGAAGAGAAGAGCCCAAGUCAUGCAAUAUUUAAGCUCACCUAUCUCAGCAACCACGAUUACAAGCAUCUCUACUUUGAGUCCGAUGCUGCCACCGUCAACGAGAUCGUGCUGAAGAUGAACUACAUCCUGGAAUCCCGGGCCAGCACAGCCCGAGCGGAUUACCUGGCCCAGAAGCAAAGGAAACUGAGCCGCCGGACCAGUUUCAGCUUCCAGAAGGAGAAGAAAACGACGGGGCAGCAAUGAAGGCUGGGAUGGCCUGGAGCCGACUGCAGGGACCCUGUCCGCUCCCAGGGCUGAGCAGGGGAUGCCCUCACUCGCCUGGGACCUG
This is a messenger RNA of Thamnophis elegans (Western terrestrial garter snake), 1971 nucleotides long. It is a transcript of the gene MAPKAP1, whose product is annotated as MAPK associated protein 1. Gene Ontology annotation, cellular component: TORC2 complex; cytoplasm; plasma membrane. Gene Ontology annotation, molecular function: phosphatidylinositol-4,5-bisphosphate binding. NCBI's taxonomy places the organism in Eukaryota, Metazoa, Chordata, Lepidosauria, Squamata, Natricidae. The transcript is spliced from 12 exons. The coding region runs from base 228 to 1886 and encodes 552 amino acids. Gene Ontology annotation, biological process: TORC2 signaling. The record is from RefSeq and is a predicted model, not a curated record.